GGCGGGCAAGAUGGCGGCCGCGCGGCGAGGGAGCGCUUCCCCCGCGCCCCUCCCCUCAGUCCUCCUGCAGGUGCUGCUCUGCCUCGGCGGCACCUACGCCGCCCUGUACGUCCUGGCCACGCUCCUGCUGAUCGCCUACAAAAGCCAGGCCUUCAGUUACCCCCAGGAUCGCCUGCUGCUGGACCUGACUCUGCUGCUGCUGACCGCGGCCCUGGAGGCAGCCCGCUGGCACUGCGGCACCAAGGGCAACCUGACGGAGACCGAGCUGCCCCUGGCUGCCAGCCUGGUCCUCACUGUGGUCAGUUCCCUGCUGUCCGUCUACUUCCUGCUCUGGCAGACCCUGGUGCUGUGGGCGGACUCGGUCCUCAGUGCCACGCUCCUGGUGCUCCACGGCCUGGAGGCCAUCCUGCAGGUGGUGGCCAUCGCUGCCUUCAUCAGCUAGCCGGGCGCCUCGAGGCCCUGGACAGCCCGGGGCCUCCGGGGGCCCGCGGCCGAGGGAAGGCAUGUUCCUGCCGGGUGCUUGGGGGCAGGACCAGGGCAGAACCAAGUGUGGGUGAUGGGGCCGGGGUGGGCUGAGUCAGGGCCUGCCCUGGGACAGACCUCGGGUGGCAGUGGGCUUCCCCUGGCACCGCCCGGCCUGGCCGGCCCCUCGAGGUGUGCCAGGCCGCACACAUUUUCUCGCUGCGGCAGCAUUCCGCACAGGUCUGCGCUCCGUGGGGCCCACACGACGGGAAACAGCGGGGGUGGGACAGGGCGUCCCGGACCCUCAGCGGCCCAGGCCGAGUCCCGGGUGGAAGAUGCUGGGAGCCGGUCAGCUCUGUGGGUGCCUGUGGGCCCCGCAGCUCCUGCCCCCGGGCUCUGGCUCAGCCACCGCUCUCCCGGCCCGGGUAGGUGACAGCCACUUCAGGGCUCAGGUGUCCUGGCCUCGGCCAUUAGAAGGCCAGUCACGUUUGCCCUGAGCGGGGCGGCUCCACGUCUGCUGUCAGCUGAUCCUCCAGUCACCCCUCCCGUGUUCCUCUGGAAUCGCAUGUGCGAGUGGGUGUGUAGUUUCUCCUCACUGUGUUUUUAAAAUAAAGAGUGUGUACACCUCC
This is a messenger RNA of Myotis myotis, 1091 nucleotides long. It is a transcript of the gene TMEM80, whose product is annotated as transmembrane protein 80. Bases 11 to 442 code for a protein of 143 amino acids. The record is from RefSeq and is a predicted model, not a curated record. Gene Ontology annotation, biological process: non-motile cilium assembly. Gene Ontology annotation, cellular component: ciliary transition zone. Lineage: Eukaryota; Metazoa; Chordata; Mammalia; Chiroptera; Vespertilionidae. The transcript has 5 exons.